Benincasa hispida (wax gourd) is the source of this 1483-nucleotide messenger RNA. RefSeq lists its product as uncharacterized. Lineage: Eukaryota; Viridiplantae; Streptophyta; Magnoliopsida; Cucurbitales; Cucurbitaceae. The record is from RefSeq and is a predicted model, not a curated record.
CAUCAUUGAUAUCAUCUCUCUUUCUCAAUUUUGUGCGUCUAUAUAUCAUUUUCAUCGUCACAAAUUUGCAUAAUUCCAAACACACCCUUUUCCUUUAUCUUCAUCCUUCCACAGAAUGUUCAUGGACGACUCGACCGAAUCCAAUCCACUAAACUCUCUACACGAUCAAGAUGCAGACGACGAAUCAGAGGAAUCACUCUCCUUCUCCGAUCUGCCGCUUGACAGAGAAAAAUCCGACGGCCACACUCAUCCGGAAAGCCUUCGCAAGAAUCCACGUAGGUCCUCCUCCGAGCCUCUCGAUCUCUUCGAAUUCUUCAGCGCUGGAUUCAUCACCUCCGAGAUUUCUCCGGCGGAGGAUUUGAUCUUCUGCGGCAGAUUGCUUCCUCUCAACGAUCACUCUCCACUUACUACUCGUACCGCCGAGAAGAGUUUCUGGAAGGAAGAGAUCAACCGAAAACAGACUGUCUUUCGGAAACGCUCCGAGUCAUUGUCCGGAUUGCAGAGCUCCGUUUCUCGAUCCAACAGUGCGAAAUUCAAUCUCAAGCGGAAUAGCCGAUCGCUCGAUUACCGCAAGCUCUAUCGCCAAAAAAAUUCGAUUUUCUCUCCUACGGCUGAAAUCGAUCGUAAUUGUACGAUCAAUACCGGAUUGAAGCCUGAUUCACUGAACAAAAAAGCCUCGUCGAAGCCGCGGUGGUACUUGUUAAUGUUCGGAAUGGUGAAGUUCCCGGCGGAGAUGGACCUCAGAGACAUUAAGAGCAGACAAGUCCGCCGAAGUUCGUCGGUACUUUUUCCGGCGAAUGAGAACAAAGGUAAAUUUCACUGCAACCGGAGCUCUGGCGAGGCGGCUUGGAGGAUACUUCGAGCGCUUAGCUGCAAGAACCACGCUAGUGUAGAUGUAACGGCAUCGUUAACUGCCUAACGUAUUUGUCACGUGGAUAUCACGUGACUGGCCGUUGCAUUUUCAUUUGUUACCAUAUUGCCCUUGCUGAUGCUGUGACAUUCAAGUACCGCAAGAAGGUCAAUUUGGGAAUUUGGAAUUAAAAUGAAAAAUACAAAUAUGCUUCACGUCGAAGGGAGGGUAGUGUACAGUGGCGGAGCGUGGCUGAUGAUGGACAAAUAUUUGUUUGAACAAAGGAUAUUGCAACGAUAUAAUCUAAUUACUUUAGCUUUUUCAAAAGGAACUUUCACUUUAAUAGCCGAGUGAAGUAGUAUUGAGGAAGGCUUCUCCAUUCCAUUACAAUAGUUUUCAAAGAUGUUUGAUUUGUAUUGUCCAAAAAGUGGCCUCGGGGAACUUCUAUGUUGGGGAAGAUUGAUGAUUAUAGGCCAAUAUAUUUCAUUCACGCCUAUUAUAAUGUCAACUAGACAACAUUAUAGUUCCCUAUAUACAUAAUUUGAAUUCUGAAAUUAAAAUGUAUUGAAGCGUAUAGAGGAAUUUUGUGGUCCUCACUAUUAAACCAAUCAUUUCUUCCUUAUUAUGAUACCC